Messenger RNA from Exophiala xenobiotica, 1785 nucleotides. RefSeq lists its product as uncharacterized. The transcript has 3 exons. NCBI's taxonomy places the organism in Eukaryota, Fungi, Ascomycota, Eurotiomycetes, Chaetothyriales, Herpotrichiellaceae. The record is from RefSeq and is a predicted model, not a curated record. Bases 1 to 1785 code for a protein of 594 amino acids.
AUGUCCCUACCAGCUGUUAGUCAAUCACAAACAGACACCAGAAUCGGGGAUGUUCCUGGUAGGGCCUCGAAUGGAGGUGACAACAAUGGCCGGGCGAGCAGUCCCGUUGACACCACGCACUUCGGUCUAUUCAAUGACGAGGUUCAAGAAGAGAUGCAGCUGCUGCGAGACAGCAUAUUUGAGGCUGACAAUGCAAUGAAUGCUUUGUCGAAGACUUUUGGUAGAUACGGAAAAAUCGUCAAAACCGUAGGAGAACGUUAUGGCAAUGACCAGAUGCUCGAGGAAAAGGUCCAGGAAUUGGUGGCUGCAAAUAGCAGGAUAUGGAGGGAUAUGAAAGAGCAGAAGGAUUCUCACAAGGAGCAGGUAAUUGAGCUGAAGAGAAGACAUGAGGAGCAACUCGCUGGACUACGAAAGCAGGCGGACGCCGGGCAACAGGAGAAGAGAAGGUACGAGGACAUGGGACAGAGGCUGAAAGAUCAACACGAGAAAGCCAAACAAAAAAUGGCAAAAGACCUGAAGAGCAAAGAGCUGCAAUUGGAAAGUGACAAUGCAGAGAAAAUUGCGACUUUGCAGAGUGACAAGACGGCGGUGGAGAAUGCGAACAGCAAGCUUAAACAGGAUCUAGAAAAAAGGACCCUGGAGCGUGACCAUGAGAGGGAAGCUCAUGAAGCGAUGCAGUACAAGGCAAGGACGGACCUGAAGAAGCUGGAACAAGCCCUGGCCGACAUCAAGGGCAAAUAUGAAAUGGAUCUGCGACCGUCACGCUUUUACGUGGAACGGUUUAACAGCCUUUUCGAUCGGGUGGGCCAAAUUGCCUCGUCGUACUUCACAGAGCUUCCCGAAAAAGCGCUGGAUGACCCAGUCAAUACCUCUGUCAGAUUAGCAAAGCCCGACCACAGCAGAUUUUCCCAGGUCCCAAUUGCUGAUUCUGAGUGUUCACGAGUCCUUCGACUGGCCAACGUUCAGCACGUCAUCUUUAAGGCUAUUUUUGCCUCGGUGUGGAAACCAUUUUUCUCUGUGUAUCUGAGGAAGCAGAAACGAGACGACUCAACCCUCCCGGAGAUACAUGAGCGUCUACUUACGGAUGGCCACGAGGUCCAGCGACAUUGGAAAGUAUCCACGCUCAAAGCCUUGGAUCGGCUCGAUGCUGACGCAGAUGUGGGACAUCUUACUGAGGGAGUGAUUGAUCAGGAAAUUGUUGCUCGACUGCAACCUUUGCUGGACGACAACCAGGUCGAUCGAUUUAUGACCGAAAUGAAGAGCGUUUUCUGCACUGCGACCCAGCUCGGUAAGAUAGCACGGAAUGAUCAAUCACCAGUGUGUCUUGAAACGAGUCCUUUCGUGAGCGAUCGUGAUGGUUGGAAGGAAUAUUGGACGGAGCUGGAUCAGAUCACAGAUACGAUCGACCAGUCUCCCACUUCUACAACCACAGAUAUACGUCUGGAGCCACUCUUCGUGAGUCCUAAGAUAUACCGUCAUCGUGGGAAGACUGGGCAAACAGCGACAGCGACCGAGACAACGACAAUCGCAGCAGGAGUUGGCGAGUCGGAGGUAGAGAUCAUCCAGCCAGGAUGUGCUCUUUUUCCUGACACAGGAAUCUUCCAGUUAGGAGCCUCGGACUGGCAGAAAAUCCGAGACAGGGUCAAGGAAGUCGCCAGGAAUAUCAACGGUCCAGCGAGACGGCCAAGCAAGAGCAUUAGUGUGACGGGCACCGGGACCGCGCCAACAUCGCCGAUAGCGCCGUCGAAGAAGUGGACUCGUGAAGGGAUUCCCGACCUCGACUAG